AUGGGUAAGUAUAGCAAAUCAAGAUAUAAAAAUUAUACCAGCACAGUUGUUUGCUCUUAUUAUUUGUUUGUAGAUGAGGCAAAAAAUGAAACCGUCGACCUUUCGAGGCGUGGGUUGAAGAAAAUAGAGAAAGCGCCCGCAGAGGAAUCCAAGACGAUUAUUAAUUUAAUACUCGACCAAAAUGAGUUGCAAAGACUAGAUAAUAUUGACACAUAUAAUCGUGUCGAAAACUUAUCAAUUUGCAACAAUUUCUUAUUACGCAUGCAUGGCGUAUCCCGGUUGACGAACAUUCGAAUCCUAGCUUUGAAUAACAACGGCAUACUGCAAAUAGAGGGCCUCAAAGAUCUGAUUUAUUUAAAAGUACUGAAACUUGCAGGAAACAAUAUAAAAUCAAUAGAACAUUUGAAUCACAAUAUGCACUUGGAACACUUGGAUUUGUCCAACAAUCAAAUUUCUUUUAUAGCUGAUAUAUCUUACUUGAAGAGUUUGAAGCACUUAAAUCUAGAAAGGAACAGAAUAUCAGAUCUGCGGCAAUGUGAUCGCUACCUUCCUUCGCACUUAGAGCACCUGGGACUCGCUCACAAUAGCAUCCAGGAUUUGAAUGAGAUCAGUCACUUGGUACAUUUGAACAAACUGGAGAGCUUCUCAAUACAAGGCAAUCCAUGCGUCGCCAUGGCUGGCAAAGACAAAUUAGGAUUUGAUUACAGACCAUUUGUUCUCAACUGGAUAAUGAGUGUUAAGUCUAUAGAUGGCUUUGUCGUCAGCGCUAUAGAAAGUCUAAAAGCGGAGUGGUUGUACAGUCAAGGUAAGGGGCGACACUACCACGCGGGGCAACACCAAGAGUUGUGUGAAUAUCUCGCGUCUACCUGCCCUCUCACAGCCGACGCCUUGGAAACAGAAGACCAGAGGAAACUACGCCUUAUAUUAAGCAAAGCGCAGCAUCAUCAGCAGCAGUUGAAAGACACACAAACACACAGUCCGUUGAAGCCAAAGUUGCAGUCACCGAGAAUGCAAUCUCGGAUAUCCACGCCGCGGCACAUGGGUCGAUCGCCCGACCGGCUGACUUCAAGUUACCAUGCAGCUUUGACCAAGUCCUCGUCUCCUUCACAUCAGAUGUCUUCCUCACUCUGUGGAGACUUGUCUGGCAUUCCUACCGCCAUGAGCCAGAGCUUUGACUCCCCCUCUAUGAUGUACUCAGCGGAAAAAAGAGACAGCACUAAGGAAAAGGAAAAAGAAAAAGUUCAAGAAAUACCGCAACCAAAGCCAGUGAAUCAUUCAUUAGAAGCUGCAUCGAAAAUGGUGCCUGUACCUGAAUCUCUGAUGAGUCCCGACUACCAGGACCCGAUUUACGAUAUCCAAAGAUCUAUACCAAAGACCAACAACUCCGUGCAUAGUGUUUCCAACACUUCGUCACAGUCGAGCAACAGUAGUAUCCACGAAGACAAACCAAGGCACGCUAAAAACAUGAAAGGGUCCCCGAAAUUACCAAAGAGUGCUACUUCAUCACCAAAGCUUAAAACUAGGAUGGAGCAAAGAAAAGGCAGUUUAUCAAAAGUAGAAGUGAAGAAUGAGGAAAAGAAGCUUAAUGGGAUCACAAAUGAUUCAGAGCAACUCGGCGCGGAUAUGAUGAAGUUACCCUCGAACCAACGACGGCAGAAGAAGAUGAGUGUGGAGUCAAUGGCCGCCGUCACCAUACAGAAAAUGUGGAGGGGCUACAGAAGUAGAAACUUGAAUAAGGACACGCUUAGGAUACUGCACGCCAUACAAGCGGCGCGGGCUCGACAACAUAUACAGAGGUUGACAUGCGACAUGGAGGCUACGAAAGCCGCGUUGGAGUCUGAACGAAAAAUUCAACAGCUUCAGAUGCAAGCAAUUAACGCGUUGUGGAAGAAAGUCUCUACUCUACAGGCAACUGACAACCAGAAGCAGCGAUUAUCGGAGUCCGAUGAUAACACAGAUGCAUUGCGACAGUUAUCAGAGACAUGUUUCAGCCUCCAAGCACAGGUGGCAGAACUUCAGGGCUGUAUGCAGGAGGUUUUGAAGGCAGUUUCGAGCAAAAACCAUGCAGAACCGGUUGGCACCCAAACAGAUAUCACGGCAGUCGUCACUCCGCAGGAAGAACGGUGCACGUGGUUACGUCGACCGCAGUCUCUGUCACUGAGCGGCGCCCGCGACCCGCCCGCCGCAGUACCUGUAACGCACAGGGAACACUCAGAAAAGUCGAACGAAACGGCCGCUCUGGGUAUAGAGCGAACCGAGUCCGUUAUAGAAGAACAGGCAGCAGGAACAAACGAAGUGGACGUUGAUACGAGGGCGUGUGACGUCAUCGCCGACUGA
This is a messenger RNA of Spodoptera littoralis (African cotton leafworm), 2337 nucleotides long. NCBI's taxonomy places the organism in Eukaryota, Metazoa, Arthropoda, Insecta, Lepidoptera, Noctuidae. The record is from the annotation of a GenBank genome assembly.